This is a messenger RNA of Melozone crissalis (California towhee), 1013 nucleotides long. It is a transcript of the gene WDR82, whose product is annotated as WD repeat domain 82. NCBI's taxonomy places the organism in Eukaryota, Metazoa, Chordata, Aves, Passeriformes, Passerellidae. The record is from RefSeq and is a predicted model, not a curated record. The transcript is spliced from 9 exons. Gene Ontology annotation, molecular function: chromatin binding; protein binding. Bases 58 to 999 code for a protein of 313 amino acids. Gene Ontology annotation, cellular component: Set1C/COMPASS complex.
CCCCGCCCGGCUGCCCUCAGCGCCGCCGCCCUCGCUCGGUGCGGCCCGGCGGGCGGGAUGAAGCUGACGGACAACGUGCUGCGGAGCUUCCGCGUGGCCAAGGUCUUCCGCGAGAACUCGGACAAGAUCAACUGCUUCGACUUCAGCCCCAACGGCGAGACCGUCAUUUCCAGCAGCGACGAUGACUCCAUCGUUCUCUACGACUGCCAGGAGGGCAAGCCAAAGAGGACCCUGUACAGUAAGAAGUAUGGAGUGGACCUCAUCAGAUACACCCAUGCUGCCAACACUGUUGUGUACAGCUCCAACAAAAUAGAUGACACAAUCCGAUACCUCUCCCUGCAUGACAACAAAUACAUUCGCUAUUUCCCAGGGCACACAAAAAGGGUGGUUGCUCUUUCAAUGUCUCCAGUGGAUGAUACUUUUAUUUCUGGAUCUCUGGAUAAAACUAUUCGUCUCUGGGAUCUCCGCUCUCCCAAUUGCCAGGGUUUAAUGCAUCUCCAAGGGAAGCCAGUGUGUUCUUUUGACCCAGAAGGGUUGAUUUUUGCUGCUGGAGUCAAUUCUGAAAUGGUGAAGCUUUAUGAUCUCCGUUCUUUUGACAAGGGACCAUUUGCCACGUUUAAGAUGCAGUAUGACCGAACGUGUGAGUGGACAGGCCUGAAGUUCAGCAAUGAUGGCAAACUCAUCCUCAUCUCCACCAACGGCGGCUUCAUCCGGCUCAUCGAUGCCUUCAAAGGAGCUGUCUUGCACACGUUUGGGGGUUAUAACAAUAGUAAGGCUGUCACGCUGGAGGCAUCAUUCACACCAGACUCUCAGUUCAUCAUGAUAGGUUCAGAGGAUGGGAAGAUCCAUGUUUGGAAUGGAGAAAGUGGGAUGAAGGUGGCUGUCCUAGAUGGAAAACACACAGGUCCUAUAACCUGUCUGCAGUUCAAUCCAAAAUUCAUGACUUUCGCUAGUGCAUGUUCCAAUAUGGCCUUCUGGUUGCCAACUAUCGACGAUUAACUCCUGCGCUGUGG